Bacillus rossius redtenbacheri is the source of this 1102-nucleotide messenger RNA. It is a transcript of the gene Pstk, whose product is annotated as L-seryl-tRNA(Sec) kinase. NCBI's taxonomy places the organism in Eukaryota, Metazoa, Arthropoda, Insecta, Phasmatodea, Bacillidae. Bases 1 to 930 code for a protein of 309 amino acids. The record is from RefSeq and is a predicted model, not a curated record. The transcript has a single exon. Gene Ontology annotation, molecular function: kinase activity; tRNA binding.
AUGACCAACGCUUGCGUCAUCGUCCUCGUGGGCCUGCCGGCCUCCGGCAAGACAACCUUCGCGACGUCGCUCUCCGAUCACGUGGCGAGCAGCAGCCGUCGCGACGUCCGGUACGAGGUCGUGCACGUUUGCUACGACGAUUUGAUAUCGUUCGAGGACGACCCGUCUUCCUGGAGAGACGUCCGUAAGAAUUUGGUCAGCAGGGUGGACGAGCUCGUGUCUCUGAACGUGGGAAAACCCCCGGUUCAACCGGAGAACCGUCAGGACGGGGAGAUUACGUUCGCACGAGGAAGAACCAUCAAAACUCUAAUUAUCGUGGAUGACAACAUGUACUACCGCAGCAUGAGGUACGAGUUUUACCGGCUAGCCCGGACACGUAAUUUGUCUUUCUGCCAGUUGUAUUUCGAGUGCGCUAAAGAAACGGCGUUGAAAAAUAAUUUGAUGCGUGACGGGAAGUCUAGAGUACCGGACGACGUUAUUGUAAGAAUGUCCUCUAAACUUGAACUGCCGGACGGCGAUCGUAACCGCUGGGAGAGGUUUUCUUUGACCCUCCCGCCGUGCACGUACAACGCAGAAGUGCAUCGCAGGGUUCUGCAGCUGGUUGAAGAGGCCAUGGCGGAAGUGUUCACUCCCACCGAGGGUGUGCCGCCCGAGGACCGCGAUGCGUCGAGAGCUGAGUGCUCGGCGAAUCUGCUCCACCAGGUGGACAUCCUGUCGAGGAAACAGCUCGGCCUGAUCAUGGCACAAAAGAAUAAGGAAGGUCUGAGCAAGCAAGAGCUGUCCAAAAUUUCCACUUGCCUCAAUUCGAAACGGCUGGGCUUGCUGUCCAAAAUCAAAGUGGGUGAGGUAGUGUGUCCGGAAGUAGCCCAUGGGUCAUCCCCAGAAAUAGUGUUAAAAGAUUGGGUGGCGGAAGUGUUUGGCAGUCUUUAAUAACUCAAAACAUUUCCCCCCCCAUAAUGUUCAAGGCAGGACAAAAAACAUUUCCAAGCAGUGUUUCAUUUAUGUAUAUAGAAAAAUAAAUUAUAUGAGAAUUGUAUGAAUAUGUGUAUUAUACUUGAAGUUGUUUUAUUAGUAUUUACAUAAAUUCUUACUUACCUCCGAA